ACACGCACUUCAGUAUUUUGUCUCUUGAGAUCAAAUUUUCACACAGAAAGGACGAUAGUUGUUAUGAAGCCUUAAAAUUUUGUUUUGGGUUGCAUCUUGGUUUAAUUUUUUGCAAAAAUUACAUAUAUAUGAAGAACAUUUCAAUCUUCAUCCUUCCUUUACACUGUGUUCUUUCUUCUCUUUCUACAAAUAGUGAUCAUUUCUAUUGUUGCACUUAAGUGUGACAAACUCGGACGUGGGACUUUCAGUAAGGGUACCAAAAACUAUGGAAUGAUAGCCAGUGGUCAGUGGUGUUGGAUAAAAGUGAACGCAACUAAUAUCACCUCCACAGACAUAGCCUUUAUGUUCCUUGCAGGGAAAGGAUGGGAGUUUGCAACAUAUCUAGUAGCAGGAACGUUGUACAUAAUACUUAUGCUGGAUAAUUGUCUCAGGAGGAGGCGAAAUGAUCCUAGCCUUUGGAAUUCAGAUAUCGUCAGGGAAGAGGAUGAGCGGUUCUGUUAUACACCUUUCAUCCUGUAUCUCCUAAGGCUCUGGGGAUCAACACGAUUCAUCUUUACAAUUACGAAAGCAUAUGAAAAUCAUGCUGUAGUCAAAGCAGAUUCUGUUUUGGUAUAUUUUCAUUGUAUAGGGGAUAGUGCCCAAGCCUUUGCAAACUUCCUUCUUUUUUGUGUUUUUGAUAAAGGUUUUCGGAGAAACAUCUAUCAAGUAUAUGUCACAGAAAAGACAACCGCUUUAAUACCCUACGAAGAUCAAGGGGAAACUGAAACAAAACGUUGAUAUAUCUGUAGUGUGUAAGUCUUCAAAAAUUACAAAAAUAUGAAACAAAACAAUACUUGGGCCAUAAUGUGUCCGGAGUUUAAACAUUUGAUCACUGCUGGCUUGAUAUUAAGUUUUAAAAAUCUUUAAUUUUAUGCUCUAAUGAAUAUGAUCCUGUACUUACUCUGUAUAUAGCAUAGCAAGUUUUACAAGCUUUAUAAUUAUGGACGAAACAGAGAAUAAUUCUAUGUUAUUCAAACUGGUGGUACUUAAGUGCCUGUUUACUUUGGAAGUUAAAUGUAUUUCAGCGUGGAUUCAUAAAAAAGAACGGUCAGAAUUUGUUACUGUUCUGCUUUAUUUUCCGGCGAGAGAGAAUUAACUUCUGAUUGUUGGAAAUAUAUCUCUUAAUACUCAAAUCUCUUAUAUAAGAUUAACA
This is a messenger RNA of Saccostrea echinata, 1192 nucleotides long. RefSeq lists its product as uncharacterized. Lineage: Eukaryota; Metazoa; Mollusca; Bivalvia; Ostreida; Ostreidae. The record is from RefSeq and is a predicted model, not a curated record. Gene Ontology annotation, cellular component: plasma membrane. Gene Ontology annotation, molecular function: G protein-coupled receptor activity. Gene Ontology annotation, biological process: adenylate cyclase-activating G protein-coupled receptor signaling pathway. The transcript has 2 exons. Bases 271 to 777 code for a protein of 168 amino acids.